Molecule: messenger RNA, 1053 nt
Organism: Fragaria vesca subsp. vesca
Lineage: Eukaryota; Viridiplantae; Streptophyta; Magnoliopsida; Rosales; Rosaceae
Exons: 5
Coding region: 37-762 (241 amino acids)
Source: RefSeq, a predicted model, not a curated record
AGAUCGAGAUCUUUUGCAGGUUAAGAAUUGUCUUGUAUGGGCCGGGCCUUUGUUUCUCUUGUGGCCUUUUAUACAUCAAUAAACAUUAUAAAUAAUGUCCUCUCCUAUUUAGGGUUGGAUGUGAGAGCCGUCCUGCGGUCGUUCCUGUUCUCCGUUUCUACCAGACAGAGAGGAGUAUAUAUGGCUCUUCGUUGUUUUCUUGGAAAGAUGAGGAUCGCUAAUAAAUUUCUCCACAGUAAAGAAAGAAUUAUGAUGCUUGGGACCUCUGAAGUUUUCAAACACAAAAACAAGGAAUUGCUUUCAAUUGCUUUUCCUACUCUUUCCUCUCCUCGCCAUUUUAGGGACACUGAAAAUCGUGCCCCCACACCAAUAGCUACUAAGAAAGAGGUUUUGGAUAAUCAUAUGAAUAUAGGAGGAAUAAGACCUGCCCGUUUUGCGUUGGAAGAGUUCAACACAAUAAAGAAAACCCAACUGCAGCUUGUGAGAGUGGUGGGAUUUUGGAUGAAACCGCAGGGUUAUCCUCAUAAUCCUUGUCAUUGUUUAUAUGUUGUAAUAAUGAAGGCAGUUGAUGCCGAUGGUGUGGCACGACUUUACCAAGCCCGUGUACAGCUCCAUGAGUCAACUGAGGGCAUGUUUUUGGAAGCAUUCUAUCACUGUUCUACUGAUCCCGACAGUGCAAAGUAUAAUAGGCAUUAUAAGAGGCUAUAUCAUUUCCUAGACAACUUCUGUGACAUCAUGUAUAAAGGAGUGGAAUACUGGUGACGGUGAUCAAUGAAUGAUGGCAUCCUUGAAAGGCUUUUGUAAAAUUAUAUGAAAGGCAAGCAUAUUGACAGACUUUUUAUGGGGAAGUCGUUAUUAAAUUGAUGUGAAGCGAGGAGUCAAGCAUUUGCUAAGAUUGAAGAAUAUGCAGAUCCAAAUAAGUAAUAUUUGAAUAUAUUUUCAAUCUCCAUAACAUUUUAUGUUCCGUGAAUAUCAUUUUUUUUUUUAUAUAGUUAUGCUCGAUUUAGAUAAGUCUAGCUGUGCGGUAAUUUGGUUUAUCAUAGGAUUUCAAAA